AGAGAGAGAACACAAAAAUCAUGGCUCCCACAAAUGAUUAUUUUGAUAAUCCACCAUUCACCGAUUAUUUUUGUGAUUAAUCCACUAAUCGGCAAACAGAUGCUAUUAUACCCUCAUUCGCUUCCAUCUUGAAGUGUUUAAGGCAAUUAGGAUAACAGUACAUUUCACUUUUAAUAAACUUUGCAGCUUGUACCAGGAUUCAUGAUGGAUUUUAUGAUGUUUAUACAUGAUCGUUAAAAUGAAAAUGAAGGCGAUACUCUGGGUUUGAACGUUUUUAGCUGUCGGUAUAAAUGUUAAGUGCACUUUGAAAUGGAACAAAAAAACAACAACUAUCCACAACAAGGCAACUGAGAAUAACCUUUCCGAGAUGCUCGUGUAUCGUGUAAGGCAAGUUCCGUCUCACAGGUUUUGUUCUGGAGAAAUGUUCAACCUUUCAGUCUCAUUUGCAUCAGUUUUGAGAACCACUGUGCUACGAGAUCAGAAAGCAAGAUAUUGCGCAUUGUCAUGUGACGCAGUGGGGGCUCUGAGCAUCAAGCCCUGCCCUCCUCCUAGUGCAGCAGCCUCCUCCUAAUGAUGAAGAUGCCGCUGAGUGCCAACAUGCAAGCAGUCCUGCUACUUUUACCUUUGCUGGCGCCCUCCAAUGCUAUCCUGCCCGAGUUAGUGCACCCAGGAAUUCACCUCAUCCUGGACAAUUCCUCGCAGGAAGAGGAACGCGCAGCAAUCCCUGUGCAGCAAGAGACAAACCUUGCUACAGCAACUGUGCAGCCCACUGAGCUGGACAACCAUAUUGACACUGGCUGCGUCACCGCAGAGGAUUGUGGGAAGGAGAGAUACUGUCUGCACGAGAACCACAAUUCCAGGUGUAAGCCUUGCAAAGGCAUCGACGUGUCCUGCACUGAGGAUGAGGAGUGCUGCAGUGUACACUUGUGUGUUUGGGGUCAGUGCAGUCCAAAUGCAACCAAAGGACAAGCUGGGAGCACGUGUCAGCUUCAGUCACACUGCAGCCCUGACCUCUGCUGUGCCAUCCAUGCAGCCCUGCUCUUCCCAGUCUGCUCUGCUAAACCCAUCGAACGCGAGCGCUGUUUUCCUGCCUCCAACCACCUGACCGAGGAUGACACACCCAGAAAACAUUGUCCUUGUGCUGGGGACCUCCACUGCCAACACCUGGGGCGAGGAUCCAUGUGCCUUCGAGCGGUCGACUCGAGUGAAGAAGGCCUGACAGACAGCCUUUACUCGGCCAUAGACUACAUCCUCUGAAAUGCUGUAUUCACAUUGCAAUUAUGUUUCACCUUGAAUCCUCAGGAACUGUGUUCUCUUCCUGUUUGCAUAAAGCUACACAGCAUGGAAUGUAAAAAUAAAUUGUUGUACUUGCUUACCAGAGUUUUAGAAGUCUUAUCAAACAGGAGAUAGUUGACUGCAUGAGUAGCUCACUUGCCUGGAGGAUUAAAGUCAUCACAGGGCAGGUUAUCAAGUUCAUGAAGAGUUUGCAACCUCACUGGAACUAUGCACUAAAGCUUCACGCACUGUAUGAGCAAUAAAAACGUACUGCACACGG
Messenger RNA from Phyllopteryx taeniolatus (common seadragon), 1555 nucleotides. RefSeq names its product dickkopf WNT signaling pathway inhibitor 3a (gene dkk3a). Lineage: Eukaryota; Metazoa; Chordata; Actinopteri; Syngnathiformes; Syngnathidae. Gene Ontology annotation, cellular component: extracellular region. The transcript is spliced from 8 exons. Bases 571 to 1257 code for a protein of 228 amino acids. Gene Ontology annotation, biological process: multicellular organism development; negative regulation of canonical Wnt signaling pathway. The record is from RefSeq and is a predicted model, not a curated record. Gene Ontology annotation, molecular function: co-receptor binding; receptor antagonist activity.